Molecule: messenger RNA, 8177 nt
Organism: Phasianus colchicus (ring-necked pheasant)
Lineage: Eukaryota; Metazoa; Chordata; Aves; Galliformes; Phasianidae
Source: RefSeq, a predicted model, not a curated record
GGGGAUGCCCAGGGGGUGACAUGGGGACAGUGGCAUGCGAGUGGGACCGUGGAGCUGGCACGGCAGGCGUGGGAGCGGUGCCUGCUCUGGCUGGAUCGCUGUCGGGAGAAGUUUGGGGCAGUGAUCUGGGGGGGAGUUUGGGGUGAACCGGCCUCCUUGUGCUUAAAAGGGGACAAAUAUUUAGGAAAAGUGGGCAGGUGGAUUGUGUGGCAGCUCGACACUGCGGUGCUACAGAUCACGGUGAGCCCAGCUGUGACGGUCCUGAUGGUGAUGGUCCUGACCGUGGUGGUCUCAGCCAUUGGGGUCUUGACCACGGCGGUCCUGGUGGUCUCUUCCCCAAGGAAGCCAUGGGGAGCAGGUGGGCACCUGCUCUGGGCAACGCUGUUGGAUGUCCCCGUGUUUGUGCAGUCUGUCCCCUGCACUGCUGGCACCUAUAAGGGCUCACGCACAGCUCUGCUCCCUGUCUGGGCUGGUGGCAGCGGUGCUGGGGACCUUUGUCCCCCACUAAGCAUUCUGAGGACUUUGUUCCCACGCUGGCCUCGUUGCCCGUAGCCCUGGGGAUGGGCAGGAGCCAUGGGAGAAGGAUGAGGAUGGAGGGUCCCAGCUAUGCCUGCAACACUGAAAGUUUCUCAUGGCUGCAGGCGUACAGCCCUCAGAAAGGGAUCCAGGUUAUGCUUUCUGGGCCUGAUACCUUGCUCUGCUCUAUGAAACCUCAGUGGAGGGCGUGAAAUGUGUUCCCAAAAAAGCUCUUGCAUGUAUCCGACUGUUCCCUGUCCCCACUGUGCUGUCUGUCCUCUUCUGGUCCCAACCUGGGCACAGCCUCUCCCACUGCCCUAUUGAGGUGGUGGGAUUUCCCAAAGUAGGUCAGGUUAAUUUUUUAAUGCACGCUGAUUUGCUCGUUACCAUGGAUAUUGCUCAAUUAUACACCAAUAAUCCUCCCCAGAGAACUUAAUUGUUGCUGCUUUCCUUCCCCCCACUUUUUUCUUUCAAGAUUCCCAGGAAUGGGUCAGGAUGUGUCAAGGGGAUGGAGCGGGGAAGGGAGAGCAAAGAUGAAUAGGGGAAAUCUGGGUUAGGCUUUGGGGAAUGCUCAUCAGAGUCAGUGGAGGCUCAGUGUGUCCAUGGCUACGCUCUGCCCUGCCAGGACCUUGGGGACCCAACACCAGGGCCCCCCAGCAUCAACCCAUUUUUUAGGGUUGGCUCAGCCAAACACCAUGUUCCUGAGGCUCAAGGACUUGAGGAUCUCCAUGCAAAAGGAAAAUGAAAAAACAUCUCUCUUUUCCUCUAUCGAUCAAUUGCUCCCAGUUCAACUCAGCUUGGCUUUGUGAUUGCAGCAGGAGGCAAGAGAAAUAUUCCUCCAAAGGGUUUUUCUUUUUGUAAUGCAAACUUUAUUUUUUUGGUAGAAGUGGGUCACUCAAGGGGUGACAGAGUAAGAGCAUCAUCGCCUGGGUGACACAUCUUGUUGCCAUGGUGACCCGGGGGCUGCAUCAGUCAACAGCUUUAAACAUUUGACAGCUGAGUAAGACGGAAGAUUUUAAUGAGGACAGACACUUGCUCCCUUAGUUUCAAUAACUGAAUUCUCUAUAAAUACCCUCGGUCUGAAUGGCUGCAGGUCUGCAGUGUGCUGUGAGUAGUGUGGUUGGGCACUCCCCUUCCCCAUGUGUUCCAGGGUAGCGAGUGUGUGCCCACAUCCAAAACAGUGGAGGGAUGCAAAGCAGGUGGCUCUUUAUAAUUCUUUUCCUUUCCUGCUCAUGCUGGAACGAACAAGGUGGCACAAGUGCAGUUGGAGAGCACAGGGUUUGGGUUUCCAAGGCACGUGCUGGACCACGUGUCCUUGACACUGGUACCAUGGCUGUGGGGUGGGAUGGGGCCACCCCCACCACUGCCUGCAACAAACUGAACCUGAGGAGCAAAGGCUGCUUGCUGUGAGCAGAUGGACUCCUGUGCUGUGCUCUUGCUUGCGAGAGGUGAGCCAUAAGCAAGCUCCCAAGGCUCAGCUGCAAUCUGGAGAAAAUGUGGGGCUUGGUUAAAGCAAAGCAAGGCACUGCUGGAGUGGAGACUUCAAUCAGGCAUGGAUAUUGAGAAAAAUUUGUUCUCAUCCCUUGCAAUGCCACCACCACGCCAGGUGUCCCCAGUGCCUGCUGUGCUCCAUUCCAGGCUCUAUGCCGGGCAGUGGUGUGGCAGGGAUGGGAGCUUCCCAUUUGCUGCCCCGCUGGCAGCCAGGCACAGUGUGAGCCCCUCCAGUGCCAAGGGCAUGCUGCUCGGGUCUUGUGACUGCACUGGUGUCACUGUGAUGUCCACACCUCCAAGCACAGCCCUCUGUCACAUGUAACACUGUGGAAAAUCCUCAGGCUGACCCCUGUGGAAUGGCAAGCUUGGGACCUGACUCUGCCCUUUGGGUUUUAGACCCGCAGCCGUCAUCCUGGAUGCUGUAUCAGAGAACAGGGCUGGGCUCCAGCUCUCCCUGUCCCUCUGGGGUGGGCUGUGGGGUUGACUGCGGCCAGGGCCACCCUGUGAGUGCUCUGUGCUGAGCCCUGUGCUGAGCCCUGCCGUCACCUUUUGUCUGUUUACAAGGUGCUGGCAGCUUCCUCCCCACGUUGCUGUGCUCCCACGCAUGGAUUUAGCCAGCUCUUCCCAAACCAAAUGGUUGUGUGCAUCCCAAUGCAGAGCGCUCCAGCACUUGUGGUCGCUCUGUAGUGCCUCAGAUCCCCCUUUAUGGCAACGUCCCCACGUUUUGCCAUCCCUCUUUUAACCCUAGCUGCUCUUCUCCUUUCCAGGUAUCUUUUAAAAAUGGUCAAGGGGAACAUUGUAGUCCCUGAAGACAUCCUGAGUUUCUGUUGCAAUGGCCUCCAGGGCUCGACCUCACCGCCGUGCACCCAGGACACAGGGGAGCAGCAGGAGGAGGCUGCGGGGGCCAUGGGUGGCCAUAACCCCACCGAGGUGCAGAUGAGCCAACUGGUGCUGCCCUGCCACAGCAACCAGCAUGGGGAGCUCAGCGCCGGGCAGCUGCUCAAGUGGAUCGACACGGCUGCUUGCCUCUCGGCUGAAAGACAUGCUGGCUGCCCGUGCGUCACUGCCUCGAUGGAUGACAUCUAUUUUGAGCACACCAUUAGCGUUGGGCAAGUCGUUAACAUCAAAGCCAAAGUGAACCGAGCCUUCAACUCCAGCAUGGAGGUUGGCAUCCAGGUGAGCUACGAGGACCUGUGCAGCGGGAAGCACUGCAGCAUCUGCAAGGCUUAUGCCACCUUCGUGGCACAGGGUCCCCUAGGCACCAAGGUGAAGCUGAGGCCGCUGACCCCGCAGACAGAGGAGGAGAAGAUUGAGCACAGCAUUGCAGCCGAGCGCCGUCGGAUGCGGCUGGUGCACAAGGACACCCUCAAGGAUCUCCUCACCCGCAGCACCAGUAACACCGAGAUGGAGACGAGGGAUGGCAGCGUGGUGGUGCCGGCUGAGAAGACGCGAGUGGAGAGCGUGGAGCUGGUGCUGCCGCCGCACGCCAACCACCAGGGCAACACCUUUGGUGGGCAGAUCAUGGCCUGGAUGGAGAAUGUGGCCACCAUCGCAGCCAGCCGGCUGUGCCAUGCCCACCCCACGCUGCGUGCCAUCGAGAUGUUCCACUUCCGCGGGCCGUCGCAGGUCGGGGACCGCCUGGUGCUCAAGGCCAUUGUCAACAAUGCCUUCAAGAACAGCAUGGAGGUGGGGGUCUGCACCGAGGCCUAUGACCAGGAGAUGUCUGUCAGCCGGAGGCACAUCAACAGUGCCUUCAUGACCUUCGUGGUGCUGGAUGAGGAGGGCCGGCCCCGCACGCUGCCCAUGGUCAUGCCCCAGCCAGGGGAUGGAGAAAGGCGGUACAGAGAAGCCAGUGCUAGGAAGAAGAUUCGGCUGGACCGGAAAUACGUUGUCUCCUGUAAGCAGACGGAGGUUCCGCUGUCUGUGCCCUGGGACCAAAGCAAUAAGGUGUACCUGAGCUACAACAACGUCUCUGCGCUGAAGACACUUGUAGCCAAAGCCAACUGGGUGCUGGCCAGGGAGAAGGAGAAGGUGCAGAUCUACACGCUAGAGGAGGACAAGUUCCUCUCUUUCCGCAUUGAGAUGUCGGUGCACAUCUCAGCCAGCCAGGCCUUCUCCCUGCUCUCCGACCUGCAGCGCCGGCACGAGUGGGACAGCCAUUAUGAGAGUGCCGAGCUGGUGCAGCAGGUGGAUGAGGAUGAUGCCAUCUACCACGUGCUGAGCCAGACACUCAGCUGUGAGAACAAGCCGCAGGACUUUGUCAUCCUGGCCUCCCGGCGGAAACCCUGCAGCAGAGGGGACCCCUACGUGGUGGCCUUUCGGUCGGUGACGCUGCCCACGCACCCUGCCAGCACCAACUACACACGGGGUGAGACGCUCUGCUCCGGCUUCUGUGUGUGGCCGGAGUCAGAGGAGAUGAGCAAGGUGGCUUACUACAACCAGGCGACGCCCGGGUACCUCAACUACGUCACCACCAAUGUGGUGGGGCUGUCCUCCAACUUCUGUGCCACCUUCGAGGCCUGUGAGAAGUUCCUGUUGAAGAACAAGGAUGACCUGAUCGCACGGCUGCAGGAGCUCUAGGCCUGGGGCUUUGCUGUUAUCCGUGGACAGACGUGGGCUGGCAAAGAGGGGCGUGGGGACAGGUGGUGGCACACAGACCGUGCCUCACUGGGGCUUUGGCCUGAGCAAGGUCAGUGAGAUGGGGACGGAGGGGUGUCACAGGGAUGCACCACCCUCACACUGAUACUUCCAGUCCUCUUUUUUUUUUUUUCCUAAUUUUAUAAGCUGCUGAGUAGGACUUGAAUUUUAGUUCAACUAAUGCUACUUGAAUCUUUGUACGAUCCCAACUCUUUCUAAUACUGAUUUUUUUAAUUGUUUCUUAAUGAGAGAAACUUUUUUGUAGUGGUGUGGAUAGGGACCGUGCUGGGGGAUGUGCUGCUCCACUGCCCCAGGCUGCAGGGCAGGGCUGGGGCACAGCCACGCUGCCCCUCGGCUCUGACCCAGAGCAGGGGGAGAUGCACCUACUGGGUGGGAAAUGGGCUGUUUGUGCACCCACAGCGGGGCUGUCAGGUUUUCUCUCUUCCUGCAAGAAGGUUGUCUGCCACCAUGUCCCUGCCUCACACUCACUAAUUUGGGUUUCCAACCCAAGUUGCUGAUGGGAUGCCCACGCUGGGCUGAAAUUCCAAUCCCAUCACACUGCCCUGCAGUCCUCCUGCUGACUACAGCUCUGUGUGAAAGGAGUGGCAAUAAAAGUGCAUCAAAAGGAAAAACCUUUACCUGCCUGAGGGUCUGCUUUGGGGGCUGUGGUGCUGCUGCCCUGGCAGUUAGAUCUGUGCCAUAUCUUGGAUUAUGGUCAUCCCCUGUGAGCUCUACCUCCCCUGCCCUCUUAUCACCACCAGAUAAAGCUGUUUCAAGCUGACCAUAGUACAAAACACUCAAUUUUUACAGUGACUCCUUAUCUCCCAAAACUCAAGGCAAUCCUGCCUCUUUAUCACCAGGACGUGAGCCGUCCUUUCCACUUAUCUGCAGGAAUGGCUGCUACUUGAUUAAGUGCACACAGUGAUAGAUUCACCCCAAUGUUGAACUUUGGCUGACCUCUCUCCUUCCCAAAGCACUGUACUUUGUAAUGCUUGGGGUGGGGGUUUUGGGGUGCAGGAGGAGAGCCAGAGCAGGAUUCCCCAGAGAGGUCCCCACCUGGGUGACUGCAGGAAUGGUGAUUUUUAGCCAUGAUGUUGCAGCUGAAUUGAGCUCCCCGGACUGGAGCAGUAACUCCAGUUCAGCACCGAGCUGGAGGGUGGCUUGGCUGACACAGAAGGACCCAGCCCCAGCCAGGACAUGGUGCUGAGAAUGCAGAGCCUUCCAACGCUGUCAACUGCUGCAGCUGGUCUUCCUGCCCAUCUCCUGGGGAAUGCAGAUGUGUGACCUCUGUGGCUGCUAGAUCCCUGCACACCUCUUGGCCUGGGAGGGGCUCUCCCCCACAGGGUUGAUGAUGGGUAGUUGCCUCUCACUUGUGCCUGACUGCACUCACCACGUUCCACCCCUGAGCUGUUCAGCAAAGAGGAAAUUGCGCAAGUAGAAUCACAGAGUCUUUAAAGACCAUCUGGUCCCACUCCCUGCAAUGAACUGAGACACCCACAGCUCCAUCAAGUGCUGAGAGCCCCAUCCAGCCUGACCUUGGAUGCCCUUGGGAUGGGGCAUCUCCCCAGUUUUAGUUUGAAACCAUUUCCCCUUGUCCUACCACAACAGGCCCUGCUAAAGAGUGUCUCCUUCUGUUUUACAGCUUCCCCAUAGAUACUCACAGGCUGCUCUCAGGUUUUCCUGUAGCCUUCUCUUCUCCAGGCUGCACAGCCCCAGCUCUCAGCCUGUCCUCAUAGGAGAGGCAUUCCAUCCCUCGGAUCAUUUUUGCAUCCCUUUUCUGGAUGCACUCAAACAGGUCCAUGUCUCCCCUGCACUGAGGACUCCAUAUCUGGAUGCAGUACUCCAGCUGAGGUCUCAGAAGGGCAGAGCAGAGGAGUGGGAUCACUCCCCUGACCUGCUGGCCAUACUGCUCUGGAUGCAGCCCAGGAUACAGACAGCAUAUUACAGCAGGGGCUGCCUCGCAGCCAAAGCCAACUGGCUGCAGCCCCAACCUCUUCCUCCACUGAGUCCCACUUCAUUCUGCUCUGCUGGGGCUGGCUUGCAAACAGUGCUGAGGUCCACACGUGGCUUUGGUUAAAACCAAGCAGUUAGCAUCCAGACUUCAGAAAACUUUGCAUGUAAGAGGAGUGGGGGAGAAACCACACGCAGCAGCUGCUUACAGCAGGCACUCUUCCCCUUGUAGAUCAUUAUCUUUUUUUCAUUGCUGCCUCCAUGCUGAACAUGCAGUGAUUCAGACAGGCCAUCUCCAAUACCAUUACAGCCAUGCUCUGCACGGAAGGCAGCUGCAGGAGGUCAGGCUGGGUGCAAAUCCUGCAGGUGGCCACAUGCCUCCCACCCUGCAUGCAGGUAGCUGUGCCAUCAGCUCAUCCCGUAUCCUUGCUCUGCAACACUGCUGCAUGACCUGCACUGGGCCGAGCCUGUCCUACCUGACUGCCCACCUCUCCGCCUUGUGAGCAUGGCUGCAAAGCAACCCUGUUGAUAUUUUUUACUAUAUUUGUGCACAGUGCAGUAACUCAGAAAUAGCAACGUGGAAUUCUGUUUACUUUCUCAGAGCUGUGUGAAUGCAGCACUGGACAAAGAAUAAUCCUCCAGGCUGUAAGAAGUUUUUAUGGCUUUUUGUUGCCCUGUGCACUUAAUUUUCUUAAAACUGCAGCCACUGCUCACCAGGGCAGCUCUGGGAGAAAGAAAUUAGAGUUAGAAUUAUUUUUAAUUACAAGCUCAUACAGAAGCACAGAUGAUCCUGUUGGCACUACAAAUUAACCGGAGGGAUAAAACUGUUAUGUUUGGGCUCAGAAUUACUGUCAGAAUUCACUUUCAGUAUUUCAUAUGGUGAGGAAAAAAAGAUCACCUCAUUUAUUAGACAGGAAUCGGCCUACUUAAAAUAGACAUGUCUAGCUCCUGUUUAUAUAGGUAGCAAAAGAGUCAGUAAAACGCUGCUCCAGACAAAGAGCUCUGCUCUCCCCUGGCCAGGAGCAGCUCUGGGCAGUGAAAACCAGCUGCUGCUAAUCCUCAGAGCUGCAAUGGCCCAUGCAGGAGCCCAGCUGCACUCAGCUCGUGGCAGCAGGCAGGUAACUCACCCCAGAGCACUGCUAUUAAACCCUGGCAACUACAGCCCACCUCGCAGGAAGUCAGCGAUUUUUCACAGGUAAGUACAUUCCCAGCUGCUGUUGCUUCAGCUGCAGCCAAUGUUUGGCACUGUUUCAGGUUUAUUUCAAAGCCCCAUGCAGCCUGUCAUAGAGGAGACCUUCUGCAAGCCAGCUGGAUUUCUAUUUAAACAAAUAAUCCCCUCUUGUAAGCCUUUCAUUCUCCUUCUAUGCUUCUUUGCUGGAAGUUUCUGUGUGUGCCAAGACUAUUUCUCCCCUGAAGUGUGCAAGGCAUUUCUGUACGAGCAGAAGUUUGCUGUCUGUAGCCGAGAUAAACAGCAAUCCCUUGCACAUGAUUCCUCGGUUCCUUCUUGCUCAUUACAGCUGAUGCACCUUCUUGCCACUGAAAUACUUCUUAGAGAAGGGAGAACUCUUCACAAAAGCCAGCAC